Molecule: messenger RNA, 4002 nt
Organism: Gasterosteus aculeatus aculeatus (three-spined stickleback)
Lineage: Eukaryota; Metazoa; Chordata; Actinopteri; Perciformes; Gasterosteidae
Gene: kat2b
Product: K(lysine) acetyltransferase 2B
Biological process (GO): positive regulation of transcription by RNA polymerase II; chromatin remodeling
Cellular component (GO): ATAC complex; nucleus
Molecular function (GO): protein binding; histone H3 acetyltransferase activity
Source: RefSeq, a predicted model, not a curated record
UGGUCGCAUUUCGUGACCUUCUCCUCUCGGAUUCGCCGGGGAUUCGGCCUCUCCCGUCCGAGUCCCCUAGCGGAGGAACGCGCCACCUACAGCGAGAAAAGUGAAAAUAAGGAUGAGCGCCAUGUCUGAUCCUCCGCUGGUGGAAUAGAGCGGACGGCAGAGCAAAUAUUCUCCCCGGGGCCGGGGGUCCCGUCGGGGGUUCCGUGUGAAUCAUGGCCGACAACGCUGGAAUGCAGCAAGGUUCGCCGGCCAUCGGGGCCGCGGGCCUGGUUCCGGCCGCUCCGGGAGCCGGGGGGACGGAGGGCUCCGGCGCCGCCGGAGGAUCCGCACGUAUCGCCGUGAAGAAGGCGCAACUCCGCUCUUCACCUCGGCCGAAGAAACUGGAAAAGCUCGGAGUGUAUUCAUCCUGCAAAGCUGAGGGAGCAUGUAAGUGCAACGGCUGGAAAAGUCAGAACCCCCCUCCGACCCCCCCACGGACCGACCAGCAGUCCAGCGCGGUCAACCUGCAGGAGCCUUGCCGGAGCUGCUCUCACACCUUGGGUGAUCAUGUGACCCAUCUAGAAAACAUUUCUGAGGAGGAAAUGAACAGACUUUUGGGAAUUGUGCUGGAUGUGGAGUAUCUCUACACGUGUGUUCACAAAGAGGAGGAUGCCGACACUAAGCAGGUCUACUUUUCCCUCUUCAAACUGUUGAGGAAAUCCAUCGUACAAAUGGGCAAACCGAUGUUAGAAGCACAGGACAGUCCUCCGUUUGAAAAGCCCAGCAUCGAGCAGGGAGUGAACAAUUUUGUCCAGUACAAAUUCAGCCACCUUCCCUCUAAGGAACGUCAAACCAUAAUGGAACUGGCCAAGAUGUUUCUCAACCAAAUCAACUACUGGCAGCUUGAGACGCCCUCUCAGCGACGCCAGAGGGUUCUCAAUGACGACGCGGCUGGAUACAAAGCCAACUACACCAGAUGGCUCUGUUACUGCAACGUGCCUCAGUUCUGCGACAGUCUUCCCCGGUACGAGACCACUCAGAUCUUCGGCCGGACGCUGUUGCGCUCGGUGUUCACCGUGAUGAGGAAACAGCUGCUGGAGCAGGCGAGACAGGAAAAGGACAAGUUGCCACCGGAAAAACGCACGCUCAUCCUCACACACUUUCCCAAGUUCCUGUCCAUGCUGGAGGAGGAGGUGUACAGCCACAGCUCUCCCAUCUGGAGCCAAGACUUCUUGGCAGGAGCUUCAGGAGGGCAGAUACCCAUCCGCCCAGUUAUCAGCGUGUCCCCCGUGGCCAAGCCAUCGUACUACAGCCCCAGCCCCGUGUCGGUGGAACCAUCCACCUGCGGCAGCGUCAGCCCCGCCAGGAAAGCAGCUCCUGCAUCGGAGCCAAGCGCAGAGUGCAGAUAUGGAAGUCCUGGAAAGCACCUUCCUCUGUGCCCAUGCAUUAUCGCAGGUGGAGAAAAGCGCAAACCCACUGAGCCUCUCCCCCACGAGGACAGCAAGAGACCCAGGGUGGUGGGGGACAUCCCGCUGGAGCUCAUCAACGAGGUCAUGGCAACCAUCACCGACCCGGCCGCCAUUCCGGAGACCAGUCUGCUGUCCGCUCACUCUGCACGCGAUGAAGCCGCCCGUCUCGAGGAGCGCAGGGGGGUGAUUGAGUUCCACGUUAUUGGAAACUCCUUGAACCAGAAGCCCAACAAGAGGAUCCUGAUGUGGCUUGUCGGCCUCCAGAAUGUUUUCUCUCACCAGCUGCCCCGCAUGCCCAAGGAGUACAUCACGCGCCUGGUCUUCGAUCCGAAGCACAAGACGUUGUCACUCAUCAAAGACGGCCGUGUGAUCGGAGGGAUCUGCUUUCGGAUGUUUCCCUCGCAGGGCUUUACGGAGAUUGUCUUUUGUGCCGUCACCUCUAACGAGCAGGUCAAGGGUUAUGGGACCCAUUUGAUGAACCACCUGAAGGAAUAUCACAUAAAGCAUGAAAUCCUCAACUUCCUCACUUAUGCCGAUGAGUACGCCAUCGGCUACUUCAAGAAACAGGGUUUCUCAAAGGACAUCAAGGUUCCCAAGGCUAAAUACGUGGGCUACAUCAAGGACUACGAAGGAGCCACACUCAUGGGCUGUGAACUUAACCCCAGCAUUCCCUACACAGAGUUUUCCGUCAUUAUCAAGAAGCAAAAGGAGAUCAUCAAGAAGCUGAUAGAGAGGAAGCAGGCUCAGAUUAGAAAAGUCUAUCCGGGGCUUUCCUGUUUUAAGGAAGGAGUUCGGCAGAUUCCCAUUGAGAGCAUUCCUGGCAUACGUGAAACUGGCUGGAAGCCUGUGGGAAAAGGGAAGGAACUGAAGGACCCAGAUCAAUUGUACAGCACUCUAAAGACCAUCCUCCAGCAUGUGAAAAGCCACCAGAACGCCUGGCCCUUCAUGGAGCCAGUGAAGAAAACCGAGGCCCCCGGGUACUACCAAGUCAUUCGCUUCCCCAUGGACCUUAAGACAAUGAGCGAGCGUCUGAAGAGCAGGUACUACACGACACGCAAGUUGUUCAUGGCCGACAUGCAGCGCAUCUUCACCAACUGUCGGGAAUACAACCCGCCGGAAAGCGAGUACUACAAGUGCGCCAACUUACUGGAGAAGUUCUUUUACACCAAGAUCAAAGAAGCAGGCCUCAUCGAGAAGUAGGAGGAGAAGUUAGGAAUACGACUACUGAGCAGAGCGGUUGGGUUUCAGAAACACAUAUCUUAAUUUAAAAGAUGCAAACGGGUCUCAGAUCGGCACUGUUUAGAUGUUUGACGCAUGCCAACCCAGAUCCUGAAUCACUAUCUUUGACUGAUCGUAACACUGAAGGGUGGGCCGCCCGAGGAGGCCUCAUCUAAGGCUUUAUUUAGGCGGUUGCUGACAUUAAGCACAAGUGUCAUCGUGUCUUCUCAUUUCAACACAUAUCCCACGGACCCAUGGAAAUACAGGGCAGCAGAAGGUGGAAGAAUCACAUAUUUUAACUGGGACAGAAAACCGCCGUUAUUAUUUUUGAGGUGGAGAAUAAAAAGUAACAAAUAGCGACAGCUGAUUGGAGAUUCACUCCUUCCAUCUGUCCUCUGCUUUCUUUUCUUACUUUCACCCCCCUGCCUUUUUCAUUGUCUGCCUUUUCCUCUCAGCUCAGGUAGAGUUGAAAAAGAGCAGUAACCUCGUCUACAUUGUAUGAAGUCGUGACACGCGUGUUACCCGUGAGGAACGGGACUGAGAGUUCCGUUUUUUCUGUCCAAUUAAGUCUGUUCCUGUGAGCAUGCAGCGAGGUAAUGAGGUUAAAGCUUGUCUGUGAUGAGUUGAUCCUGCCAAAAGAGGAAUACAUACUUUAAAUAUGUACAGAUUUGAAUUAUUUUAAAGCACUUAUACCCGUUGUAUAUUUAAAAUGUGUACAUAACAUAUAUUUUCUGUGUCAGAACAAAAACAAUCUUCCUUUCCCCAAUAAGCCACAUAGGGCAGUUUGACUAAUUGAAUGCACUUUUAUUAAGUAUUUGUUACAUUUUUUUUUUUCAGAAUUGUUUUUACACGUAAAUCACCGCUGUUAGGACUAAAUUCAAUUACCUACAAUUUAUUUGUAUUUAUGUUCUGUAAUUUAAAAGAAUUAUGCUUAAGACAAGGUCUUAAUUUAUUCUUUCUUAUUUUUGUCCUGCAGAAGGAGAUUGAUAACUUUAUACUUUGGAGAUAUAUGAAAAGAUUGUGCAAUACGAUGUAGUUUUGCUGUUUUGUAAAAAAGUGUUUGUACUUUUCAAAAUUUAGGAAAAAAAUACAUUUUGUAAGAUGUCUGGAAAAUGAUCUCAUGCUCUUUGUACAACUGGUUUUAAUGACAUAGUAUUAGCCUAUUUUAUAGCUAAUUUAGUGUCUAGUUUUCAACUCAAGGACAUAAAUGGUUUUCCCAGCCUUCACUUGUUACAUUGUUAUCACUUGCAAAUGUCCCACUACACAACUCGUUACUCUUUAAUAUCUGAUAAGGGAACUGUUUCACUACUAAAUAAUAAAAUUAUAGUAGAUAGAA